CAGACAUCCCACGACCCAGAAAUCAGAGCUCCACCCUCUGCUGCUGGUUCGAGGAAAAUUACAAGAAGUCGACGUUCUUCUCUUUCUUUCCUUUGCCCAGUGGAGAGGUCUUGGUCCAGUCCACGUUCUUGAGUGCAAAGGAGUGGAAGAUUGGCUGGUUUGAUCGACUCUUUGAGCCAAAUGACAUGUGGGCUCUACGUCCGAUGGAGUGUCGAACAUCUUAAUCUCGUCUGAGAGCUUCUCAUCGUCAGCUGUUCCUUGCUUUGCUCUGCAAUAAUACCAUCUGAUUUGAAUCAGGUAUAAAAGGAAAUCCAAUUCAGAUCGCAAGAUGGUGGUUUCAGAGUCCGAAAUCAUUCGCCCGGAAGAGGUAGAAUCCCAAUUACAAAUCGAUCAACAGCCCAAGAGCCACCCAUUCUCAACCCUCGGAAGGCAAUCCUCGAUUUACUCAUUGACCCUUGAUGAGUUCCAGCACGCACUCUGCGAGAGUGGCAAGAAUUUUGGCUCCAUGAACAUGGAUGAAUUCCUCACCAGCAUCUGGAAUGCCGAAGAAAACCAAGCCAUAAACACCUCUGGCAACAAUAACAUCACCAACAACGGCACAGAGAUCGCGGAUCAACAUGUGUCCCUGGGUGACAUGUCCACCCUGGGUGACACAUCCACCAGCAAAGGCAUAGCCAAGCAGCAGAGCCUACCCCGCCAAGGCUCACUCACUUUACCCGCUCCGCUGUGCCGGAAGACGGUGGACGAGGUGUGGUCCGAGAUCCACAAGGGCCAGCAGAGCCAGCGGCAAAGCAACAACGUGCAGAAUCCCGAGGACACCUCGCCAGCCGACUUUGGAGAGAUGACGUUGGAGGAUUUCCUGAUAAAGGCAGGGGUGGUUAGGGAACAGCACAUGCCGCAUCCGCAGCCAACUCAGCCACCGGAGCAGCCAUUCGGGAUGUACCCGAACAACCUGUCAAUUGGGCCCGGUUUCGUCCCCAGGCCCAUAAUGGGAAUGGGUGGAGCCGCUGAUGCAGUACCAUACCAGCCAAUGGCUGCUGCAAUUGGAGAGCCAUCAGUGUAUCAGGCAAAUGGGAAAAGGAAUGGUGGAUAUGUGCCAGCACCAAUGCCAGUAAGUUAUGGUCAGAGGGUGGGGAACGGAAGUGGUGGCGGUGCGUAUGGGGCAGGUCAGGCAAUGGGGAUGGGACUGCCGGUGAGUCCAGUGUCUUCAGAUGGAUGUGGCGCACCAGUUGAGAAUUCUGGAGGGCAAUUUGGGAUGGAUAUGGGGGAGCUAGAGGGAAGGAAGAGGAUAAUUGACGGUCCAGUGGAUAAAGUGGUGGAGAGGAGACAGAGGAGGAUGAUAAAGAAUAGAGAAUCGGCUGCGAGAUCUAGAGCCAGGAAACAGGCUUAUACAGUCGAACUAGAGGCGGAGUUAAACCAGUUAAAAGAAGAAAAUGCGCAGCUUAAACAGGCACUGGCGGAGCUUGAGAAGAAGAGAAAGCAGCAGGAUUGUUGCACAGUCUCUGGAAGAACUGAGGUUGAAAGCUCAAAGUCAAACCAGGGCAUACAGAGCGAAGGAGAAACUGAAGAUGAUCAGGAGGAACCUGAGUUCCCCCUUGUGAAGUGAAUUGCAAAUUGAGGAUCUGAACAGGAAAGCUCUUGAAGAGUUGAGAGAAGGAUCGCAACCGGGAUAGUCAGCUGAUGCCUAGAGGAUAAGUUGGAACCCAUGGUCUGUGGAAAUACUUGGCCGUACAGUCAUCAUAAGGAUGUAUCAGUCGAAGGUGUCGACAGAAUGUUUUUCUUUUUUCGCUCUUCCCCUUUUUUCCUUCUUUUGGCCAUAGUUAUGAACCGAGAGUAUGCAUGAUUUUCUAAUUGAUGUUGUGUAGUAGUUGUUAGUAAAAGAAAUAUGCAGAUGAAAAGUUCUGGAUUUGACAGUGCAAUUUUGAGAUGCUGAUAAAGGAGAAUUACAUCAUUGGUUAUUAAUUGUCAUCUCAAGUCAA
Molecule: messenger RNA, 1979 nt
Organism: Eucalyptus grandis
Lineage: Eukaryota; Viridiplantae; Streptophyta; Magnoliopsida; Myrtales; Myrtaceae
Product: protein ABSCISIC ACID-INSENSITIVE 5
Biological process (GO): positive regulation of DNA-templated transcription
Cellular component (GO): nucleus
Molecular function (GO): DNA-binding transcription factor activity
Source: RefSeq, a predicted model, not a curated record